This is a messenger RNA of Cinara cedri, 36913 nucleotides long. NCBI's taxonomy places the organism in Eukaryota, Metazoa, Arthropoda, Insecta, Hemiptera, Aphididae. The record is from the annotation of a GenBank genome assembly.
GGGCCGACCACGACUGCACCGGGUCUCUCGAGAAUACGCCGGGAAAUCUGUCCCGCGUCUUCGCCGUUUUUAUUUUCGGCCGGGUUCACCGUUUUCCGCGUCGAAAAAGUGAGUACGAACCUUUAUUAUAUACUCGCAUUGUACACACGUAGUUAGGCUAAGGAUUAGAUGGGAUUUUAUUCUUCUCCCCUUUCCUCCCGCCAUUUUAAGGGAUAAACAUACAAGAAAUACAAUAUUGAAUCACCCAUACGUAAUCGAACGGCGAAUUUUCAGCUUCAUUAAAGUGUUUACUUUUCAGAAUUACCUACUAUUAAUAUAGAAUAAUAAGAAUUUCGCAAAUUUCUCUGACGGUACCUCAACAAUGUCACUCUUGACCACGAAGUUCUAAAGUAAUAUUGUACUCCAUAAUUAAAGUUAUAUGUUUUUAAAAUUCAUUAUAUUUUUUUUUUAAAUUCUAAAUAGUGAGAAAAGCAUGAAAAUCGUCUACACAAUAUUAUCUAUAAUACCUAUAAUAAUUGCAAAUUAACAUAAUAACAUUAUAGUUUAUUAUAAGCAUAAAUUAUAGAUACCUACCUGCCACCAAGCACAUACACUUGGAGAGGUUGGUUAGCUGUUACAUCUCCUACUCAAAAUUUUAAAAAUGGUGUUUCUAACGUUCUAUAAUUUAAAAUGUAUUACUUAUGAACACUUCUCUCCACCCUCGAAAUUUCGUUUCGUAUACACACCUGUCUGCUAUUAUUAUAGUAUUUCAUUUGUGUUGCCGAAAAAUAACACUGACCGGCUGACUAACUUGUCAAGUUUGUAGACCUUCCUCUUGAAUUUUAUUCGCAACGUGAACAUGCUUCAUGCAAAACGUGAAGGGAAUUUUGUAUGUCAGUAUAUUAUUCACUUUUCCGAUUUCAAAUUUGGUUUCAAUCAAGGCUGGUUUAAUAUGGUAUGUAAAUAUACAUGUGGAUUCUGAUCAAUCAAUGUUAAGUACUAUAUUAAAUGCAUUACAUUCGAAAAAAUCUAUGAUUAAAUUGUAGUCAAAUUUGGCAUUGAUUGAUUCUUACGUUGUCAGGCACGUACGCAAAUAAGCUUUUUGGGUGUUUAAACCCCUCCCCCCAAAUGUUUGGACUAUUAUAUUGUGUUAUAAUUUUCCCCUGAAACUCAUCGUUUAUCUAUAAAUCAAACAAAUUUUUAAAUUUAAAAACUUAACCAUACAGUUUGUAUAGGCAAUGAAAAUUAUAUACAAUAUAAUUUAUUAUUAAUUUUAAAUUUAAAUGUCGGUUGAUAAAUCUACAAUAAAUAUAUAAUAAUGUGGUAACCAUUCAAUAAAUUUAAUUAUAGUAUCUAUAUUUUAAUAGACCUAAUCUUAUAAAAUACAUAAUUAAUUUUGUGUAAAUUUGUUUUUUUCUAAACAAAAAUUUAAACAGAACAACAAAUUUAUUUAAUUUUUUUUUGUAAUUUUUAUAUAAAUAUUAUUUACAUUUUUUAAUAAAUACAAAUUUUUCCACGAACUAAUACUCAGUCUAUUUGAAAAUCAAAAGUAGAUAUGUAGUUGAUCACCUCAAAAAAUAAGAAAGACAAAAAAUAAUGAUAAAAUAACAAUUUAGAGUUAUUUGUUUCUUAAAUUGUCAAAAUAUGAAAUUCCUAAACAAGUUUAUUCUUUCCAAGAUAUCACAAUAUAUCUUAUGGAACAUCUGGUAAAUUAAGCCAAUAUAACUGUACACACAAUUGUCAAGUAUUCAAAAUAACAACUAGACUAAGUAGAUCAAGAGAGAUAAAGAAUAUUACUGUAUUGUUUUUGUUGUGUAGACAUUUCAAUAACUGCGUUUAAGAGAACACUUUAUUUUAUUAUUUCUUAAAUGAUUGCAUUGACUUACUACAAAAAAUAUUUUUUGGGGGGGGGGUCAGGGGGUUCCUCUUAAUUAUUCUACAGGUACAGUUUAGGAAGAAGAGAAUCUUGUCAAAUCAAAAUCGUUUUUUUUUUUCUUAAAUAAUUAAUAUAAUGCAUUUUUUCACAGGGUACACGAAUACAGUGAACUGAGAAAAUGUACCUGCUUUAAUACAUACAUGAGACAUAGACAUUUUUAUAAAAAUUAAGUAUGUAUAUGUAUAUUAUAUAAUACGUUAGAAUUUUCUAAAAUAUGUACAACGAUUUUGAAUCUACUUGUUGACAUAAUAUAUAUUAUAUGAGGAUAUUUUUUUAUUCUAUAACAUUCAAUUCAGGUGAUAUACUUACUUGAUGAAUUGGAAAAAUGUUGGCACCGACGGUCGUUAUUCAACCUUCGUCCCGACCGUCCAGCACGAUGGGAGAACGGGACGGCGUGGCGUCCGCAGAUACCAGCGAAGAAAAACAUGAACUGAACGUGAAAGAGAUUGUAGCCCCCGCAAGACUGAGUGUCCCGCAGAUAGAUCAUAAGUCUGAAAGUGAAGACGAAGAAGACCAAGAAGUAAGACUGCACCUAAGGUCUUCUAGUGUUUACUUCUAAAACAAAAAUCCCAAAAUUAUGCUUUUAAAAUAAAAACAAUAAUAUCGUAAACACCGAACGGCACUAAUCAAUUUAAUAUUAAUAAAGGCAAGGGUAAAUUGGAAAAUGGAAAAACUAAAAUUUGAAGAAAUACCUAUUUCAAAGUAUUUAUAAUAUAAUUUAAAUUUAUUUAAAAAAUAUAUACAAAAUUAUAAUAAAGAAUAUACAUUUUACUUUGUUAGACACGGGGAUUUUAAGUUAAUUCGAAUAGUAACUCCCAAUUUAGAUACUAAGAAGUGAGCUUAGCGAAGAAUGUGUUAAUUUUACUAUAAUGCGCGUUUUUAUUUUUGUUUGUAAAUAACUUUUCUACCAGAAUUCGUGUCCCGAAUAUUGAAUUCAGGGAUAGUUUCUGAUGGAAAAUGUCUAGUUGAAGAAUUGAAAAUUGUAUUUUCCGAUUUCCUCUGUAGUUUUUUUAAUAAUUGGGAAAGACCGGGGAAAAAGGGAAAACUUGAACUUUUAUGUUAUUUUUCAUUUUAUUAUUUUAUUGUAAUUCAGUAUAGUAUAAUUUUAAAAACCUAACAUUUUCACCGUGUUCUUAAUAGACGUGGUAUAAUAUUUUUGAAACAUUCUGACCAUUAAUAGCUAUUUGAAUUUUUCAAGUUUUUAAGUUAUUAUAUUUGGCUUUAUGUAAAAUAAAAAUUUGUUUAAAACCUAAAAAUACUUGAAAAUUGUAUACAAAGUUUUUCAUAAGUAUUUAAUUGUUCUUAUGAAACUAAAAUCCGUUGUCACGAUUUUUUCUCUAAAAGUUCAAAUUUUGAUGAAAAUUGUAUUAAUCAUGACAUAUUGCAUACUGCUUUCCGAAUCAUAUGGAUAAACAAUUGUUGGCUUUAUAAAAAUGCUUCAGAAAAUUGAGAUUAAAGAACACGGACAAUUGUAAUUAAUAUUUCCAGUAGUUAUAAAUUAACACUAUUUUUAAUUUAAGUUACCAAUCAAUAUUCUAAAAAAAACAAUACUUAACCGAACUUCCCUCAAAAUCGUUUUUCUUUAGCAAUGAUUCAUUUUUCAAAUACAAUACAGAUAUAAAUUAAAUUAUCUAAUGCAUCCUAGCUUGCAAAUCUACCUACAAUAGUUUUACACCCACGGUGCGAAGUACACCUAACCAUGUUUAAAAAUUAAAAUUUCAAAAAACAAAAACUGUAUAGGAAAUAAAUGGUAUGUAUAUUGCAUUUUCAUUGAACCACGUAUUGUGCACCAUUAAAAUUUGGUAGCUUAUAAAUAUCAUAAAAAAACUAGAGUAUCUUGUGUGGUAAAUUAACUGUCUUCUGUUCUAUACUCUAUCCAACCAUAUAAAUAAUGUCUACGGGCAAAAUGAAAAUUAUUAAUUUAGUUCAUAUAUAUAUAUAAUAUAUAUAAAAUAUAUCUAUACAAUAAUUAAUGAAACGUCUACAAUAACGAUUAACUGUCAUAAUUGUAUUUCAAUCAAAAUGUAUUUUACAUAAUAGUAGGUAGUAGCUUAGGAGUAUCGUACAUCAAAUUAUGUAGGGUAAGUACUUACUACCUAGCUUUAUUAAUUUUCCAAAUAAUUAAAUCAAAUAGGUGUCACGGCACACACAACAAAUGAAUCAUAUCGGACCGCCGGGAUAUUGGCAAGGAGUGCCGAACAGCAGAAUGGCAAGUCCGGGUAACGACAACGGAAGUGAAACUUCGUCAGUGAUGCCAGCUCCGGUUCCCGGACUCGCCGCUUCCAGAGUGGCAAGAGAAAAAUACAAUCAUCUAUCGUAUUGGAAAGCCAGAAAAGUGAGAAUAAUGUAUCAUUUAUUCGUAUUAAUUAAUAUUAUUUACAAUAAACUAGUACGAAUACAAUGUUUUGUUGCAUAAUAAAUAAGAUAUUAGAUACAACGACAUUAUUAUAUCCGUGUAUCUGUAACAUUAUUAUGUUGUACCUAACUUCUUUUACUAAAUGCUAAACUUUGCGGCAGAAAAUAUAGACGUCCAUUAUUUUCUCUUUAAUGAGAGAGUCUUCAUAUUUGAAUUCAAACCGUUGCAUUCAACCAUUCUAUUCAUCUCUCUUAUGAAGGUCCCCCUUUUCCUUUGCAACCAUUGAUUCUUUCGGUAUGGAAUAGUAAUUCAAAUUUGUUUAGAUUCGAAACAUAGUGAGGAUUGUAUUGGCUUUACAAUGUAUAUUCUUUUAUUUAUUUACUUUUUUUGAUCUGUGAACAACUUUCUACCAGAAAUCAUGCUGCGGUUUUUAAGUGUAGCAUCUCUAUUCUGGAAAAUCAUUUUUUUCAUUUUUCAAGUGGUUUUCAUAAUAAUUGGGAAAAACCGGAAAAAAACGUAGGAAAACCGGGAAUAUGUACGAACAUGUAUAAAAGAAACUUCGCUUCGAAUCAUUUUUCGUUAGCUAUCUACUUAUCUGCAUACCUACAACAGUGACUGCUCCUAUCCAUAGUAUCAGCUCUUUUUUCAUUUAUUAUUUACGAGUAUUAAUCAUUUUAAUAAUUUUGUUUUUACUUUAUUAUUUUAUUACUUAUAAUUAUUUCUUUUUUAAUAAUAAUAAUAUAUUGUUUAUUAUUUUAUCAUGUUUUCUGUAAAUUUUAAAUAACCAUAAUUCAACAUCAAAACCCAUAAUUCGAUUUUUAAUUGAUCGAUAUUAAAUUAUUUGACAUUUGAUAUAUAGGUAGGAAGACAUAAAUAUAUUAUCUACCUUGGUGCAUACAUUAAAAUCCAUUCUUACGUGUAUUUGUUUUAUUUUUAGGUAACAUUUUUUAAAAACGGCGAUUUAUAUUUUCCGGGAUUAGAACUACGUUUCCGCCCAGGCAGAGAUAUUGGACAUUUAGAAGCGUUGUUGGACAAACUAUCGACACGAAUGGAUUUACCCCGUGGUGCGCGAUAUUUGUUUUCCAUGGACGGCGUCAGGGUUGUUAGUUUAGACCAAUUAGAAGAUGAUCAAUCAUACGUGGUAUCUUCUUAUAAAAGCUUCAAGGUAUCUAUCUAAAUAAUAUAAUUGAUUUUUCAGCGAACACAACUUUAAACAGUUAAAUUAAAUACAAAAUUAAAUCAGUAACCAUACAAUCAAUUCACCUCACUGAUUUCGAACGCAUGUAAAACUAUUGAAUAAACAUUACACACAAUACGUUUUGUAAACUACUUGACGUCAUACGAUUAUCACGGAUACACCUAAAGUUUAAUAGUUAUAUUUAAUAUCUUUAUAAUAGGUUAGAAUCAAUAAGAUUAUAGGUUCAAUUAAAAUUAUUCAAACUAAUUUAAAUCAUAAUAAUUAAGUAGGUACAAAUUAUGGAAUAAAUAAUUGUAUGUGAUAGGCGUAUAUUGUUUAAAUGCAAUAUUAUAUUGAUUCCAUCGCGUAUUAGGUAUACUCGUUUAAAUCUAUUUAUUAUAAAUUAUAAUAUACUCAUUUAUCUGAUUUUUCUUGUACUAUUAGGUAGUCUUUUUAACACUUGGGAAAAUACAUCGGAUAUACGGAAAAACCUGCGCAAUAAAGGUUGCUGUGAUUUGCUGUAAUUUGGUUAAAAAGAGAGUUAUAACUUACAUAGAAUAUGUCACACAUUAGCGUUUCCUAGACGAAGACAAAUUUUCAUAAUAUUUCGAUAUUUUUUUAAUUAUCUAUAGACAUUUUCAUGUUUUUUGGUUUUUAUUUGAUUUUACGUGGAUAAAAUUGUUUGUGCUAAUGUUUAAAAAUUGUAUAAUAGAUCCAUCAUAACUUGUUGUUAUAACAUUAUAAUAAUAUCUUUAAUCACGAUUUUUUUUAAUGUAUUUAUUUAAAAUUAAAAUUUUGAUAAAAAAUUACGAAAUUUCUAAAUAUUACCUAUAUUAACUAAACUUCGAUUAGAAUUAUUUUUCGUUAGGAAUGAUUCAUCUUUUAAGUAUAAAUUUAAUAAUUUUAAUCUUAUAUAUUUUUUUUUUAUUAUAAGUUCAAUAAAUAUAAAACUUAAAAUGCAAUUUUUUAUAAAAAAAAAUCCCUAACUUUUAUUAAUUAUUAUUAAUUAUUACCUAUUAUUAAUUAAUGAAUAGUUUUAUGCUCAUAAAGGCAUACAAUAUGUAUAUUAAUUAAAAAGUAAUAUCCUAGUAAUUUAUGAUAUUUAUGCAUUUUUCAAUGAUUAAAAUUAUAAAUACUUUAAAGCGUGUUUACCUCUGGUUUUAGAAUUUUUGUAAUGGGUAACAACAUACGAUAUAAAUUCUGGUUUAUAUUAUUUAUAAUUUAUAAUAAUCUCAUAUGUGUAGGAAUAUAGAAAUGGUAAAUUAUAAAAAAGAAAAUCGUGGAAAAAUGUAUUUUUAAAUUCUUUAGAAACCCUAUAAAUAUUGUCAAAUUAUUUUAUAAAUCUAUCGUAUUCUAGGAAACUAAAAGGAAUUCCGAAAAAUCUUCAAAUUAUCUGGCAUACACAUGGUAUUCCCAAUUGUUGGUCUAUGUAUAGGAAAAAUAAAACUUUGAAUUAUUUAUACAUUACAUUCAUAUAUUUCAAACUUAACAAAAAUAUAUAAUAUGUAUUUAAUAUGAAUAAUAAUUUAAAAAAAAAACACAUUAUUGAUUGUAUAAAAUUGCAGUAAAAUUUACUCUGGGAUACCAUAAUGGUAUCUUACAUGAAAAUUAAUAAUAAUAUACAUAAUAUAAUACACUGGUUAACAUAUGAUUUCAUUUAAAACUAUCAUUAUUAUUAUAACGGUAAGUUUUUCAUUGUAAUAUAUUUAUUUUGUUUGAUAUAACGACUGCUGAGACUAUUUUUGUGAAUUGCGUCCAUUAAAGAAAACAGAAGAAAGAAAACUAAUUGGUUUUGAUAAACGGGAAAUUGUUGUACCAGUUAAAACGAACUAGAAUUUUUUCAAAAAUAGAAUAUUAUAUUAAAUUAUAUUGUAUCGUAAAUACAAUCAAAAGUAGAAAUAUUACUGCAAUAGGCUGAGCAGUGAAAACGCUUGGUAAAAUCAGAAUCAACUUGAACGAAUUGUAAUGGAAGAGAACCCAGAUAGAAAGUUACCUCUUAGACGUCUUCGUUUGAUAUGAGAAAAUGUAGUGAAGAGAGACAUGUAAAUUUAAAAUACAGGGUCAGAGUGGAAAUUAAGAGUUACUAACAAUGAAUUAGAUGAUUGGAUAUACGAUGACCCUAUAGUAUACCUAACUUCAAGAAACAGAAGAUUAUGUAAUACCUAUUACUAUUUUUAAUAAUUGAACGACAUUGGAUACUACUAUCAGUGGCGAUAAGAAGUAUUUUUAUCUUGAAUCACCAACUUAAAUGUUCUGAAAUUUUGUUCUAAAUUGUUCUAAAAUGUUCUAAAUUCUGAAGAUUCAGGCACCCACGACUUACCCACCCGCUUUUUCGUAAAUCCCGUGAUUCAAAUAUAGCUUCUUCGUGCCAUUACUAACUACCAUGUACAAUGAACAGUUCAGAACAUUGAGAUAAAUAAUCAAUGCAAUAUUUGAAGAGGAGGUGGAAGAGGAGAAGACUUAUAGUCUGACCUUACCCAACCGAACUAUAAUGUCUAAAAAAGAAAACUUCAAAUAAUUACUAGAACUAUUGCUGUUAAGUUAUACUUAGGUAUAGAUAUCAACCAUGCGUGAAAUACGUAAAACUAUAAGAAAGAUUUUCUAAAUUGUAUCUAACUAUCAAAUUAUAUUUAUUAUUCCUGUUAAAAAAUUUAAUUAUAUUCUGUUGUAUAGUUAAAUUGUUAAUUGUUUUUUAAAAUUGUGUAUUGAGUUUUAGAUCACAUAAAUAUUUGAAUAAAACAAUAUGUAUUUACUGCAACUGCAUAUAACUGAGAUAUGUAAAUGUAUAGAAUGUAGAUAACGAUUGCAUUUGUUUUUGAUGCGAGAAACAACUUAAGUUGUACCCUCACAAGUUACAACCACACGUCCACACGAGUAUAAUAUUAUAUAAUAAUUUUGGCUCUAUUGAUAGUGAACAGUGAUUAUUAUCCAGGCUAGUUUAGAUUAUUAUUUAUUAAUUUAUUUAGUAGCAUCAGGAUUUGAUAAUUUAAUAAUAUAAAAUAUAGAUGCAACAAAAAACACAUUCACUAAAUUUAAACAUUGUCUUUGAAUCUUUUACCAUUUUAUGAUCAUAAAUUUGUAAUUUACUGAAACUAUGGACGAUCGUCAAGACACAGAAAAUAAAGUCAAAGGUAGAACAAACAAGUAGAAGAAGUUAUUCCUCAAACACCAAAAAUGACCUAUUGUUAUUCUUCCUUGAGACAGUCAGCAAAAUAAUUGAUAAUGAAAACGCUGAAAUUUUAACCUACACAUAUAAUGAAAAAAAUUAUGAAAAUGUAGUUAUCGAUUAAUCUAACCAGAUAAUGAACGAUAGUAUAUCUACUUAUAGAAUAUAUAAAAUGUUGCUUCUGAAUUUCAUAAAUUAAAUACCGAAAAUACCAAUGUAACAGAAAAUCAACCGAUUGUAGAACUGAAUAGUUCAAACUCAUUUACAGGUUUUGAAAAUGAUGUUGGUAUUUAACCUGAAAACUCUACAAAUUAUAAUACUCUGGAUAAAUCAAAAUCUAUAAAUCUACAAAAUUACGAUAAAAAGUUAUUAGAAACAAACUUAGUCCAACAAGAUCACAGUGAUCGAUCUACACAUAAUACAAGAAAAUGUUCUGUACAUAAUUUCAACUAUAUAACUAGAAACAGAGAAGUUAUUAAUCGUUUGGGAUUUUUUUCUCUCCAACUACUACUAAAUUAUACUGUUAUAUUAGAAAACAAGUAAGGAUAAAAAAAAAAUGAAAGCUAUCUAAUUAUGGACUUUUUGAUUAAAAUCAUGCAGUUGAAAAUUUAUUCCAACAUGAAAUAUCUAAAUAUUGUAAUUAUUACAUUAAAUAACAUAGAGAGAAAAAUUAGUUGUUUAUAUUAAGAGCUUCAAAAACAGAAGUAGAAUGUGGAUUAAUAUUUAGAAGUGAUAACGAAAUAACUAAUACACUAAAAAAUGGAAAUUUUCAGCCUCAAAAACAGAAGUAGAAUGUGGAUUAAUAUUUAGAAAGGAUAACAAAAUAAUUGAUUCACUAAGAAAUGGAAAUUUUUUUCUAUUGCUUUCUAUUGAAUUAUUGGCGGAGUUAAAUCCAUUUCUAUCGGCUCAUAUUAAAGAUCAUCUGAAUAAAAAAAUUGGUCAUACAAAUUACCUUUCGUCAAAUAUUUGUGAAGAAAAAUUGAUUUAUGGCCAAAGAAGUGUUGACCAAAAUUUUAUUCUGUAUCUGUUGAUGCUACUUCCGAUGAUCCAUAUUUAGAUGAUUUGACUAUAGUAUUUAUGCUAUAUAGAAGGAAUUAGUCCAGCAGAAAUGUUUUUAACAUUUGUACUGAAUUGUAGUUACUGUGGCCAUUGAAAUGGCAAAAACUCUCUUUAUAUUUUUUAUCAUCAUAAUAUUGAAUUCAAUAAUUGUUGUGGACAGUUAUUUAAUAAUGUGUGGAAAAUAUGAGUGGUAAGUAUCAAGGAAUUCAAGCCUUAAUUAAAAAUAAAAAUAAUUUCGUAGAUUUAGUUCAAUGUUGUGGUCAUUCUUUAAAUUUAGUUGAAAAACAGUAGCCAAGUCAUGUCUUUCGGCUUUCGGUUCUUUGAUUUUAUACAAAACCUUUACGUGUUUUUUUACUGCAACUCUAGUGCGUUAAGCAUUGUUAACAAAUAAAUUAGCUUACAUAGGUACAAACAAAAAUAUAUACGUUCUAAAGAAUUUAAUCGAAAAUUUGAUUGAAAUCAAAGCCAUGCUGUUACUGUUUUUGGUUAUGAUUAGGUAUAUAAAAGAAGUUUUAUUAGACAUUUAAAAUCAUCUUAAUCAAAAAUACAUUCUUAUAAUCGAAUUUAAAAACUUUAUGAAAUAAAUGAAAUAAUGUGUCAACUCAACUUGUAUUUUAAACAAUUUUUUGAAAUUAUAUUUCAAGAAGGUUCCAUUUAACAAACUAUUUUUUACAAGAUUCAAAAACAGUACUUCAAACUGCUUUUAAUAUUUUAUCUAAUUUAUCCCUAAUUAUUUUUUAUUAUUUGUGCAAUAAAUACGAAAUAAAUUUGAAGUUCACUAAAAAAAAAACAAAACAAUGUCCGGAAACAAUGAUCGGAAAAAAAAAAUGAAAGACUCAGUUCAUUAGACAAUAACCAAACUGGCCUCAACCCAGUUAUCACCAAAAGAAAGAUUUAGAACUGAAAGCUUUAUUUCAGUAAUUGAUCAACUGGUAGUAUCAUAUAUCGAAAGAAUAUCUUCUUAUUAAACAAUUUGCCCACAUUUUCAAAGUUAUCAAUUUUAUUUGUAUUAUACUUUUAGAUUCUUAAUGGAGUGAGGAAUGUAAGGGGUUAUAAGGAAAUUUAUUACCACUUUUUUUUUUAUCUGUGAACAACGUUUGUAGCAGAAAUCUUGCUCCGAUUUUCAAUCUAUUUUCAAAGAACUUUUCUUGAAAAGCAAAUUUUCCCGAGGUGAUACUUUAAGGAGGUGAUUUAUUGAUUUUUCUAAUGGUUUUCAUUAAAAAUGGGAAAAUCGGGAAAAACUUACCAAAAAAGUGAAAAUUUACGAAGUUUGGUAUUAUUAUCGAAUCGUAAAUAUUACGGCCUUUCAAAACAUGUAUAACCGAACUCUACUAAUUUUUUUUGUUAGCAAUGAUAAAUCGUUGCGUACAUAUAUUACGUUAAAUUUUCCCUCUAUCUUCCCAACUUCUCACCUAAAACAGUGGUCCACCCAUCGUGCGAAGUAUGUUCGUUUUUUUUUUUUAUUAUUAUUAUUUUGAUAUAAAUGCUAUUUAUUCAACUAUAUAGUUUCGAAUAAAAUAUUUUUUGCAGUAGAUGUUAAUGUUUCAUUAUAUUAAACUCACUUGCAUAACUGUACCCAUAAAUUAGAUACGCGUAACUGAAAAAAAUAGCCACUAAGUAUAGGCCCAGGUCUCUUUAAAUCUGAGUAAUCAUACAAAUUAAAUAAAAUAUUCAAUUUUAAAUCUAAUUAAGAUAAAAAAUUUUUUAUAUAACAAUCUUUAGCUUCGGAAGAUUAUAUUGUACGUAGAAUUAUUAAUUAUUGUAUUUUUCGUUUUGAUUGAAAAACAUCAAUGAAGAAUGAUAAGAUCUACCACAAUGUACACAGUCCAAGACAUAGUGAAUAGUUUAGAAUAGUUUUUUUUAACAAAAAACUAAUAAUAUUUGUUGUUGAAGUCCAAUAAAGUCCAAAUAAAAAAAAGCCAAGCAUAAGCUACUUCUUAUAUGUACAUUAGUAUUCCUUAUCUUAUGUUCUCUCAUUACUUCACUCAUCCACCUAAGCAUUCUCAUCUCCACUACACUCUUUCUUUGUUCUAUUUUUCCGUUAACCAUCAAACACUCCGAAACCAUACAACAUAGUUGAUUUCAUAACACUUUUAUAGAACUUACCUUUAAGUCUCAUUAAAAUUCUCUUGUCACAUAAAACUCCUGAUGCUAAAACUACUAAUUAUCGUUGGCUGUUUUGUGCUGUUCCUCCUAAAUCAUACUCAAUGUAUCCUGUUUUACUUCUAGUUAACCUUAAUCUCUUUCCUUUAAGCGUUACUCUCCAUUCCUCGAGCCUGCUUCUAACUUCUUCCAAAUUUUCUUUUAUCCAACCUGUAUCAUUUGUAAUGUCCUCCUCUCACCUGCUAUCCCCGCGCACAUUCGAGAUGGGAAAAUCCGCCCAACUUUUGAUUAGAACUCCUCAUAAUAUAUGUUAGAAGUUUACACCAGCUUUCGAACUUAUAGCACCCCAUUUGUUGUCUCUAAUGGCAAGUAGAAGUACCGUGGGAGAAAUACCUCAUAUCUAGAAUAAUCACCUACUUGGACUUUCGUGGGAGCUCGGAGUCCUGAGUUCACUAAACUAGUAGUAUCAUAUAUCUAUAUAAGGUUAUAAUUAGGGCUCGGCAGUAAUAGAAGUUACAUAUUUUUCUUUAUACAUUGGAUUUAUAGCAGACCAAGCUAGAAAUUCUUACUAUGCAAUAAAGAAUUUUUAAAUCAAAUAUUUAAAAUGCUAAUUUCAUAAAUUUUAGAGAAAAAGUGUCGAUUUUCAUUGAUUUUCUUAUACUUUUAUGCAUAUUAUGCAUAUUUAAUAUUUGCUAAAAAAAUUAUUUUUUUUUUCUUAUUUAAACAAUGUAUUUUAAAUAAUAUUUAAUGUAAAUCUUAAUAUGAUUAUCGUUUUAGUGAAUUUAUUUAGUGAAAACGGUGCUAUCCGAAUUUUAUCUUUAUCUUUUUUGUGAAUUUGAAUAAUAACAUUUUAUGUUUUUGAAUAAUAAACCUUGAAUAAUUUUUUGUACAUUUAAUAUUUUUCCAUGCAUAUUUUACAAUUGUUUCGUGCAUAUUUGGACAUGCAUAUUUUGACUUUUUUUACCUCCUAUAACUUGAUUGUAAUAUUUGUAUAGGUAAUUGGUAACUAGUAUAAACCAGAAUAUUUCUGGGAUUAGAGGUGGACGCGACUAUGCAAGUAUAAUAUUACCGACAAAUAUAUUAGUUCUAUAAUAAAAUACUAGAUGGCGCGUAAGGUUUAUAUUAUUAAGACAUACAUCACUAUUUACUAUAAGGAAAUACAAAAAUACAAAUACUAUUAAAUAUUACCUAGGUAUACACUAUAUAAGAUUAGAACCAACAAGAAUUAAUAAAAUCAAAUACCUAUUUAAAUAAAUUAUUAAAUAAUUUUGUUGAUUUGAAAACUUAAACUUAUAUAAAUAUGUACCUUUAUUUUACGAGUUCGUAAUAAAUUCCCAAGUAAAAUAAGUGAAUAAGUAUACAUAUAAUAUUUCAGUAACAAAAAUGAAUCGUAACAACACGAUAACAAUAUAAUACUAUAUUAAUAUAUAAAAUUGUAACUAUUUGUUAAUAUUUAACCUACUAUAGGACUAUAUAAGCUCCUAUAAAAUGAUGUUAUAUUUCAUUAUUUGAAUAUUAAUGGUAUUAAAUUAGAAUAAAUAGCCAGUUAGAAGGCCAAAUCCAAAAUGUUUGUAUUGCACUUCAUAUUUUUACUCAAAUACUUGCUCCAAUCAUAAACUUCUUAAAAAUAUAUUUGUAGUAUUUAUUUGGAAUUAAUACUUAAUAAAGGUCAUUUUUUGAAAUAUCUACCUAACAAUUUUCAUAAUAAAGGGAAAACAUUUAAAGUUUUGUACCAGAAAUCAGAAUCAGCUAAACGGUCAUUAAAUUAAAAUCGGGAAUCCACUGGGACAUAUACGGCUACUACAUCACCGUGUAUUUUUGUGGAAUUUUCAUCGAAAAUAUAGAAUAAUGCACGGUAUUAUGUCUAUUAUAUAUAUAUAUAAUAUAUAUUAUUAUUGUAAUCUUACUUAAUUAAAUUAAAUAUUUAAUAAAGAAUUAUUAACACUAGUGAGCAAAUCUAGCAACCAAAACUAUUUUAGAUAAAUUAUGAAAAAAAAAAAAAAAAACAUACUAUAUGAUCCAACAGUUUCAUCCACAGAGUACCUAUCGAAUAAAAAUUACGUUAAAAACCAGAAAAACUAAAAUGUCUUUAAAUAUCUAUAGCUCAAAAAUGAAUAAACUGUUAUGAGAAUUGUAUCACAUCUAGAAAAGAAAAAUAUGAGCUCUUUGUCCAAUUUUCAAUUCUCUAUGAUUAUUUUCAGCUGAAUCACCAAAAAAUUGAAAAUAACAAAACCAAUAUUUUCAUUAAAUUUUCCCAUUCUUUUUUUACUUUUUUUUUCGAUUUGCUCAAUUAUUAAAAAACUACACGGAAAAUCAAAAACGACUUUCUUACUUGUUAAUUAAAUUAAAAAUAUAACAAAAAAGUUAUUUUAUUGUUUAUUUCAGUAAUAUUUCUUGUAACAAAAAUGAACAAUAUAAAUUUGAAUUAAAGAAAUCGUAACGCUGUGAAUUUAUCAGUUUUUAUUUCUCGUCUUCUUUCGGUUUUUUCCAAUUGUUAUGAAAAAUCUUUAGAAAAUCAAAAAAUCACUUCACCAGUGCACUAACUAGAUGAAAUUUCUUUUUAGGAAAAGUGCUUAACUUGACAUAUUGGAUCAAGAUUUCUGUUAGAAAAGUUGUUUAAAUACACAAAAAACACACGCAUAACCAAUAGAUAAAACCAAUAGAUCCCUCAUUACGCUCCGAACCUAAACGUACAUAAUCAAUUAGCUAUAAUAAUAAUAAUAAUAAUCAAUUAGCGGAUGCGAUUAUAGUCUACUGCAUAAUAUUAUGGGUACUUUUCUCUGAACUUAUAACCACUCGUAUUAUUAAAAACCACAAAUUUAAUGAAUAUAAAAAGUUGAAAAACAUCAACAUUUUCUAAAGAAUAAAUUCUAUAAGAAGACAUUUAAAGAGUAUAUCUCGUGGAACACCCCAUAUAAGUUUAUAGAAAUGCACGAUUAAAAAAAAAAUCGUAUACACCUGUAAUACAAAGUUUCUUUGAUUUUGGUUAUCAUCUUCUCCGAAAAAUAUCAGGUUUUCAAGUUUGAAAUUCACACUUUUGAAAGGUAAUAAUUAAUUGGAAUAAAAACGGUGAGGCGCGCUCUAUAUUUAUUUAAAGCAGUAGGUACUUAUUAUUUAAAUUAAUCAGGUAGGUAAUGACUUAAUAAUUAUUAUUAUUUUCGUGUUUAUUUGUAAUUAAAAAUGUGUUUUCAAAAAAACUAAUAAAAAUGUAUGAAUAUAUUUUUAAAUACAGGUAGCGUUAAAUGUAAAAUAAAAAAAAAAUAUAUUUUUUUUAUAACACUAGUUUGUAAACACAAUGUCUAAAAAUAACGACAUGUAAUAAAAUCAAAUUUGUCAACAAUUUAAUGAUAAUUUAAAACACGAAAUUAUUCACAUAAUUUUUUUUUUUAAGGAAUAAAACGGUUUUACGGAGUUUAUACUUUUACAUUAGGAGGACAAGGACGCUAGACACUACAUGUCAUAUAUUUGUUUUCUCCGUCUCACAAAUGUACCACGUGGAAAAUUUGGAUUCAGCAAAAUCGAUAUUUAGCUGUUAGUUUUAAUAUCAGAACGAAAAAUUACCUGAUAAUGAAAUUAUCAAAAUUAUAGAAAAUUAUCUGUGAUUUUAUGUUGGUACUUUUUGUUGUUUUAAUAUUUCGGCGAGAUAUGAGCAUAUUAAAUACCACAAUUUAUAAAUUAUUAAAUUAUCUUUCCAAAAAACAAUGUAAAAAUACAGUUACACAGAUGCUCUUAGCUUUAAAUUUGAUAAUAGGUCAAUUCGUUCUCAUACUAAAAUUAACAACAUUUCAUUGGUUCUGUUGAACGUAAAUGGCUAAAUCGUACGGUUUUAAAACGGAAAUAAAAAAAAAUGCAUGUUUAAUGGGGUGAAAUUUUUUUUCUUCCACGUAGAUUUUUUAAAUUUUGAAUACAAAUUUUGAUUAUACCAUCAAUAGAUGCAAUAGCAUAAAAAAAAAAAACAUAAAAAACUUAUAACAAUUGACAGUCUAUCACUAAAACAUCAGAAUAACAUUAAAAUACUUUAACAUUUUAAUUUACUCUUCGCGUCCUUAUAGACAUAACCACCAGUUACCACUAUAAAAGUUGUUUCACAUACAUUUAAAAUAACUACAUCGAUUUUACUAUUGUUUUUAUAACGUUGCGUAUUUAAGUGAAUAAACUGUUAAAGUAAAUAAUUUAUUUUUAGUAGUGUAUAAUAGUAUGUUCAUUUUAUAUUCUGAUCGCAGCAGGAAACAGCAAAGUUUACGGGAAAAUCGGUUUCAUAAUUUUGGAUUUUGUUUUUGAUCCUGAGCGGAUGAUGAUGUUUAUAUGUUUUUUCUGUUGACAACUUUUCCGUCAGAAAUAUUGCUCUGAUUUUCAAUGAUAACUUUUAUUCUGAAAGGAAAUAGGACUCAGAGAGAGAGUGUACUUUAGGGAGAUCAUUUUUUGAUUUUUCCAGAAGCUUUCCAAACAAAUGGGAAAAACGGGAAAUUAGGAAUAAAUUAAACAAAUUUGAUUAUGUAAUGCAUAUGAUUAUUUUACCUUAAUAUGACAUAUAUACUGUUGACAAAGCAACAAUAUCUAACCGAACUCCGCUCAGAAUCGUUUGCAAUGGUUAAUAGUUGCUUACAAAUAUACAUUAAAUUACUUAUUACAGUGGCUGCACCCAUAUCCAUUAUCCUAGGAAAGAUUUUUCCAUUGUAAUUUGAAUUAAAAUAAUCAUCGAGAUCUGAAAUUUUCAUAAAAUAGGUACAUUAACACUUUCUUGACGCGUUAAAAGAUAUUCUAGUGAAUAUUCAUUGUGUUUUUUUUUUUUUGGUUUUUAUUUGUUUUUAUGUGGAUAAAAUUGUUUUAACGAACAGAAAUGUUUGACAAUUUUACAUAAAAUACACCAUAAAUUAUUAUACUAUUAUAGUGGUAAAAAAAAAGUUGGUUAAAAAAACUACUUAUUUAACUAACUUCUUUUUAAACAGAUAACGUAAAAAUUAUGGCAUUUCAAAGUCAUGUUUAACCGAAAUUCACUCAGAAUUAUUUAUUAUUAUAUAUAGAUAUAAAUUCAUUAACUCUAUUUGUCCUAUUUUCCAAACAUUCCACCUACAACGGUGACGCACAGAUCAGGAGUAUCAGCUCUUUUUAAAAAUAUUAUUAUUAGUUUUUUUCGAAUAAAAUAAUACAAGGUUUUGUUUACAAGGUAAACCUACAAGGAAUAACCUUGUAAACAUUUUAAAUAAGUAUUUUAAGGCCGUAAAUUAAUUUACAAUAUGACAUGUAAAAAUUUACACAAAAGGGAUAUUUAAUUAUUACUGUUGACACUAACCCCAAAAUGUUAUACUUACAUAACUAUUAAAUUAUUUGCAUGCGAACCAUUAAACCUUGUUAAAAUAUAUUGGAUUUGCAUGCAUAUUCAUAUAAUAAUUUAUUUAAUGUUGUAGAAUUUAUUAUAAGAAUAAAAAAAUAAGCAAAAAAAAAAAAGAUGGAUAUACUUAGCAUGAUGGGUGAACCACUGAUAUAGAUAAGAAGUUGAUGAGAAGGUAGAGGGGAAAAUUAAUGUAUAUACACAAUGAUUAACUUUUGCUAAUGAAAAAACGAUUCUGAGCGGAGUUCGGUUAAUUGAACCCUAUUUGCUUAGUCAGUAAUAUAUAUGUCAUAUUAGGUAAUGGUAAAAUAAUUAUAUAAUUAAAAAUAAUAUUUGUUUAAUGUUGUACCGAUUUUUCAAGUUUUUCUAUGUUUUUCAAGGGUUUUUCCAUGUUUUUAUUCAGUUUUUCAAAUUUCUGAGAAAAUCGAAUUAAUGAUCUUUUUAAAAUUCCUCCUCACACCUAAUUUCCUUUCAGAAAAAAUGCUACACGUAGAAAUCUAAGCAAGUCUUCUGAUAGAAAAGCUGUGCACAGAUAAAAAAAGAAAUCUUUGUAAAACCAUAAGCUUCUUCGCUCUACUCAGAAUCUAAAAAUACAAUUCUCGGUAACAAGUUGAGCUGUUCAAAAUAUUUCGCUCAAAAAAAGACACACAUACACGCAUAUAACAAAACUUUGAUGAACACAUGUAUUACAAACGACUGAGACCGUUGUAGUGCUAACGCACAAGGAAUUAAACUUCUACGACGCAACGAGGAAUUACUGUAUUACAUAAUUGUCAUACAUCACAUAAUACCUACAUUAUUUUCAACCUAAACGAUUUUCGUCAAAUUUUGAUAUUAAAAUUCUAAUAAAAAAAUAUUCCACAAUACAUUAUUUUUAUAUUUUUUUUUACCGCAAAUUACGACUUAUGAUGAAGCUCCUGUUCAGUUGUCUAGAAUGUUUGAUUGAUCGAAUAAUUUUAUCUACACAGUACCUAUACCUAACAAAAAAACGUACAAAAACCCGUAAAAUUAAAAUGUCUAUAAAUAGCUCAAAAAUGACUACGAUGUUUUGAAAAUUUUACCACGUUUAGAAAACACAAAUAUAAUUAUAAAAUAAACAUAUAUAUAAUUUUCGGUUUAAACUUAAAGUCUCUGAAAAUAUUUUCAACUGAAUCAAAACAAAACAAAAAACAAAAAACUGAUGGCAUAAUACAUUUCGUUAAUAUUUCCGUUUUUCCCAUUGAUUCAAAAUUUUUAACGUUGGAACAGCUGAUAACUGCUAACUAUUAUUAUGCUGUUUGGUUUUAUAAUACAAUAUAGAAAUAAUAAUCUACAAAAUAUGAUUUAUUAUCACGUCUUCGUAAAUAUAUAGUAAUUAAGUAUAUAAUAUAAUAUUAUAUAGAGCACUUCGAAACGAGCAAGCUGAAACAUUAUAAUAUCGCGUUACGUAUACUACAGACCCGGCAUUGUUUUUAAUAACAUUCAAAAAAUGACCUAAAAAAGAAACAAAUAAAUAAACACCGUCUAUCUAUACAAAUUCGCGCAAACAUUUUUAUCGUCGUCUUCAUCAUCUGUGCGGUCAAUACACGAUAUUAUACGCGUCCGUUCGAAUGUUUUUUGUUUAUUAAAAUUUCGCAUUUCCAUAACGAAACGCGAAUGGCAUUGAAGAAAAAAAUAAUAGGUGUUAUUGCAGUUGUCUGUAUGAGUUUCUUUCGGCGUGCAUAUUUCGUAAAAUUCGCCGCUGUGACCCCAAAAGUGUGUACGCAUACAAUGUACAGCAAUAUUAAAGGGCCGCCCGGGGUAUUAUAAUAAUUUAAGUUAAUUACCCUCCGUUCGUGUUGCGUUCAAUACCGCGAGAGGUAUAAAAGGUUUCUUAUAAUAUUAUGUACGUAUAUACGCGAAAAUAAUAAUAUUAUAAUACGACUGUAUUAUAAUUAUUAUAUAUAUAUAUGUACGUGUGUAUAGAGGGAUGGGGUGGUGGUAGUGUUAUGAUUUCGGUUUCGUUCGUGUCGGCGGUCAUUUCGCUACCAAUAUAUAUAUAUAUACGUGUGUGUGUAUACAUCGUACGACCUUCGGAUUAAUAUUUACAUUUUUAUAAGAGAUCUCGAAUUGUUCCCGUGUAUUAUUAUUAUAUUGUUUGGGUAUACGUUUUCACAUGUUGUUUUAAUAACCGCCGCCUGAGGGGUGGUCAAGGACUCCGUGUGUGAUUUUUCGGUCGUGUAUACGGUACACCGUAUAGCGCAUAAAACAAUAAUAAACCCUUUGACGACCGAGGGGUUAUAGUAACGUGUAAACGAAAUAUAAUAACAAUAUUUAAUUCGGAGUUAAGAUUUCGUUUCGGACGUUAAAAAUAACGCGCCCUAAAACCAAAACCAAUGUCAUUCGGGUUAUAAAACAAGAAAAACCGUGUCCUUUCGUUAUUUUUACACGUUUUUAAAACGCAGGCAAACUCCCCUAUAAGUGGGUACCGACUUAAUUAGAAUUAUAUUAUUUUUUAAAGUAUAACUAUUUUUUUUUUCUGAGGGUUCCGCAGCUCGGGGAUGUUUACAAAUUUAUAAUAUUUGCGAUUAAAAUUUGUUGAGAAACGCUCCAAUCGGUUUUCAUCAUUAUGUUAAAAAGCCUGCGUGUAACGUGCGGUUUUUUUUUUUUGUUUUGUUAUAAAUAUGUUUUACAUGAAAAAUUCUCAAAAAAUACAAACGAAAUUGACUUUAAUAGUGAACUUAAUUAAUCAUAUUUAAACUCUAAUUAUAGAGUUUCGAAAUAUAAUAAGGGUGCCUCCAUUCGACGAAAAAAGUAUGAUUGAAAGUGGACAUGAGUGUUUUUACCUGUAAAGCACGUUUUCAGGCAAAAAACGGGUCAUUUGUGAACUCUUUAAUACAAUCUAGAAAAAUCGAUAGCAAUGUUCUUCGUUUAUCUAACAAAUAUCGUACAAACGGUUUAUUAAGUAUACAUAUAAUAGUCUAAAAUUUAAAAUGAAAAAACAACGAGCCAAGACGGAAAAAAUAUUGUAAUAUUUCUGUAUUUCUAAGUGACUUUAAUGCAAUGCAUUCCAUUGAAAUUUCAAUGGAAUACGCGCGAAUAUAUUUUUAGAUAUAGUUCAAACGUUCGAAUUCUAUAGUAAAAUAUACUUAUAAGUAUUUUUUGAUAUUCAGUACUCGAAUUGAGAGGGGAAACACAGAGGAGAAGAACUCCUCUUCUUUAAGAUUUUGAGUGGAUCGUGGAUCGAAGAAGCUAAUAUAGUUUUAUAGUAUUUAUUUCUUUUUUCUGUGGACAACUUUACUACCAACAAUAUUGCUCCGGUUUACAAUGAUAGCACUUUUAAUGAAAGGAAAUUUGACUAGAAAGGUACUUUAGAGAGAUAAUUUUUUGAUUUUUUCCAAAAGUUUUCCCAAUAAACGGGAAAAACAUAGGAAAACGGAAAAACAAGUAAAAUAUUAAACAAGUAUUGUUGAGGAAAAUAUAUAAUACAUAUGUAAUUAUUUUACCAUAAUAUGGGAUACAUAUUUUUGACAUAGCAAUACUGUCAACCGAACUCUGUUCAGAAUCGUUUUUUUUUUUUUUGUUAGCAAUAGUUAAUCGUUGCUUACAGAUAUACAUUAAAUUACCUAUACCAGUGGCUGCACCCAUCCCCAAUAUCCUAAGACAGCUUUUUACUUUUAUUUUAGUAUCCCCUUAAUAAUUAUUUCUAUUUGAACGAAGGAAUGGUACAUCUAUUUUUGCAAAUAAUGAUAUUUUUUUUAAAAAAAAACAAGUAUUACAUCUACUUAGAUGUAUUCAAAUAAAUAAUUAUUUUUUUGAAUUUUAUAUUAUAUUAUCAUAUACAAUUUUUUAAAAAAAAAUUAAUUUUAUUAUCGUUUAGUCUUAAUAAUUUUUUAUAUUUAGAUUUAAUUUUUAUCCUGCAUGAUAGGUAUUGUAAAAUUCGAAUAAAAUUUCAUUGUGUUGUUGUGAAAGGGCGACAUUUUUUUAGCUAGAAUGCCCAACAGACUACCCAAAUGAAUUCAAAGGAUGCAAUUUUGUAUACACGUGAAAUAAAUAUUAAUGAUGUGCCUUUCAGGGUUUUCAACCGCCAAUUUAUAUGGUGUUCGUUUAAUAAUAUUGUUUUGCAAAGAAAAAUAAUUCCAUAAUAGAAAAUAGGCGAAGGAAAAUUCGACUCUAAUGAUGGAGUUCUACUGCUAACGGUUAUAAUAAAUUAUUUUGUUUUCCGUUCAAUCGAUUCGUGCGUAUAUAUGUUCAUGAAAAAACCGUGGUGAAAUGUUUGGGUUUUAUUCGAUAAUAAUUUGAACGGUUCUGGAAUUAUAAUAAAACUGCCCAAUGAUUUAUCGCCUCGGAUACCCGGUGGAUAGUUAUUAUUAUUUCCUCCCCCUUCCACCUUUCUUACCCGCGUACCGAAAACGCAAUCGUUGCGUUUAUACGCAUACGACCCCGUGUCUUACUGCUAUAGCGAGGUGUGCGGCCGUUGCGGUAUAAACCUUAUAACCCGCGCGAAAAAAGGUCGUAUCCUCGCGGAAACGACCGGAAGCGCACACCCGCAAAAAAACAAUAAAUACACGUAUAAUACGUCGCGAAAAGGCGGCGUUUUCCGUUUGUUUUUUUGCCUUUGCAUGUCUGCGAAAAUAAUCAUUACUAUCGUGUAGUAUAUAUAUAUACUACAGCCGUUAUUAUCAUCGCGCUCGCACCGUGGUCGUCGUCGUCGUCGUCGACCGCGAUAAACGAGCGGUCGCCGAGGUGUCCGCGCCGAGGAGCCCCUCCCAACGCCGACGCCUCACCCCACUGCGGCCAGGGGCCGAAGGGAUCCGCGCGACGCGCGCGCGCGACGGAUAAUUGCCGCCGCGGCGGUCGUAAAAUUGACGGUGGCGCGAAGAUGGUCAAGGGCUCGUCGUCGUCGGCGCGUCGCGCGCAUUAAUACUAUUUAAACGGUGUCUGGUGCGGCGGGCCGGCGGCGUGCACGCAUUAUUAUCAUUAUUAUUACUGUUGUUGUUACAAAAUAAAAACGCGCAGCCGUUGGCCGCGCCCCAGACCUUGACGCCCGCCUAUUCGAGGCGGCGGCGGCGUCGGCGUCCGAAACGGUUCUCCGCGAUAAUGCCGUGUUACGGCCCGACGGACCCUGGACGACACGCCGACGUGAACGCCGCACCAGUCGACCGCCGACUGUCCGCCGAACUCGCGUCCGUCACUCCGCGCAUUGCCGUGUCACCGUGUCCACGUGUAUUCAUGGCGCCGCGCUGCACGUUUUACAACGCCGCCGUACACGCGCGUACGUAACAACAACAAUAUUACUAUUGUGUACCGGCUGUACGUCGUUGACGCGCCGCCGUGAUUGCCGUGCCGGGCCGUUCUUUUCGGCCGCGUCCCGCCGCAAACCAAUGGGAUGGCAGUCGCGUUUACCGUGUUACACUCCGCCAUCGCCGAGCACGCCGAACAGGUAUUAAUAUACGCAAUAGGUACUCGGUGUUUGGACACAACGUUAUUAAUGAAAUAAUGAAGUAAAAACGAAAUUAUUAAAAUGGUUAAUACUACUCGUCAAUAAAUACGUAAAUGAAAAAUAUAUUUAUAAAAACGAAUGAACGCGUCGCCUGGAGUAUUAUGAUUAAACGCAUUUUACGGCCGGUUUCGAAUUGAAAAUUCAUCAUCAGUUUUUGAAGAAUUACACACACACACUCAAUGAAAUAAAGAAAAAUAAUUUUAAUAAUAUUUUAAAUGUCCAAACAAAUUUUAAAAAUAAUAUCUUGUAUCAAUGCGUUUUAGACAAUAAAUAAUAACCAAAUAAUUUAUAUUUCUGAACAUAUCUAUGUCUAAUAAUAACUUAUUUUAAAUAAUCUCUUUUAUAAAAGUAAAUUAUUUCUAUAUUCUAUGUAAAACGACCAAUUCGUAUAAUUUUUUUCUAUGCAUUCCUUCAUUUCAUUUUUUUUCUUCAGUCACGUUUUACAUUUUCACUGUAAUAUACUUGAUGAUGAAUUUUCAAUUCGAAACCGGUCAUACAAUACACUCAUCAUAACACUCCAGGUGACGCAUUCAUUAAUUUAAUUAUUUUAUUUUUAUGCAUACAUUUUUUAUUUAUAUAUUUAUUUACUUUACAAUAUUAUUGUUCCUUUUACAUGUGAAAAUGAACGCGCAUUUCAUAUUCGCAUAUGUCGAAUCCGAGAUGUUGAAAAUUCGCUCCCGUUCGUCUUUCGUUAUUUGCAUAGAACGAAUGCAUUCGCCGUUCCUUAGAAACAAAAACGAUCGUAUUGUACUCCUCUGAAAAAAAAUUAAAUCCUACGAACGAUUUAUUUCCCAAACACUGACAAUACCGUAGCCGACACUUCUUAUACGCGUUUCCUUUCGCGGAUUUUCAUAACCUAACUGACGCGACGACCGAAAUUCACUUUUUCGUACUACACGAACAAAAACGUGUGUCGCGUCAUACGCGCGAAAACCGUCUGAAACGGAACUCCAACAAGGACCGAAGAAAAUUAUCGCCACGGAUUCACAGUUUUCCGGCUGAAAUCAUUGAAAACCCGUCGCGCGAAAUCUCCGAUUCCGGCACCGUUCCAAGGCGUUUUCGUUUUAGACGGGUUUCGCUGUGUUUAAACGCAUAAACGAUAAUUCUAUAUAGUUUCCAGCAUAGCUGUAUAUAUAAUUCGAAUACCGUUUAUAGACACGCACGUUUUGCACUACAACGACGUUCCCAUUCGCGAUGCCGUUUGUCCGAUCGUUUUUGUCCGCGACGUAUUUCGCGUUAACGCGUCUCGUAUAGCGGACAGCUGUGGAAAAUAUGUCUUGUAGAUUUGUCACCGAACGGCUUAAUUACGUACGUACUCACUCGUUUUACGUGUAUAUUUCUAUACAAAUAUGUAGUAAACAUUUAUUACGAGUUAUCUCGAAAGUGCCGAAAGGUUUAUGUAUGGACCACUUUCGGAGACCUUUCGUUACCACCUCGAUUUGCUGAUGGCCCAUAUUUUAUUUCAUUUUUUUUUCGUACUUCACGGAUUACGUAUUAACAUGAGCGCCAUUAUGUACGAUAAAUGUAUAAUCAUGAAGCAAUAAACUCCGAUUACUAUAAAAAUUGAUUUACAUUAAAUACUGUUUUCAAUUGUGUAAAUAUGGCUUGGCGGAUCAUCGCUAAAAAUCUCGAGGACCCUAGGUUAGAAAUUGCUGCUAUACUAUAUCAUUUAUAUACGACAAUGCUGUUUUCAGUUCUUAAUAUUACUAUUUCAAGCGUAAUAAUUUACAAUCGAUGAUCUUUAUUUUUUUAUAAAUUCGUUUAGGAACGAACCGCAAAAUGAUAUGGCCACUCAAUAAUCGUUUUUCCCCACAUCCCCCUUUUACGUUUUUAUUUUUGAUUAAAAGUGUUUAACGCGCCCGAAAGACAACUUAUGUUUUUUUGAUUAUUUCUUCCAUUCAAACGCCAAACUAAACCUGUUUUUCCGACGUAUUAUUUCCCAACGAGCCAAAUAUCAAAUCCAUCUGAAAUUCGUAAUCUAAAGUAAUGUAACAUAUAAUUUGGGUUCAGGUCAGCGAUGACACGUUAACUUUGCAAUAUGUGACUAGAGAAGUAUUUUAAAAAUUAUAAAAGCAAGAAGAUGUUAUAAUUUAUACAAUUAAAAACGGGAUGUUUCGUGUGGUUUAUUUAGAUUUUAGUUUUUAGAAAUUAUUUUGAAUAAUUUGAAAAUAUUUUUUUACAUAUAAAUACCUACGCAUUUGUCUGAAACGCAUCGAUACUGUAUUUUGAACGGAACUCGAUUUAGGAUUUUUAAAUACGGCAUUUAUAAUAAAAUAUGUGUACAGUUAUUUGUAUAUAUAUAUACAUAAUUUAUGUAUAUAUAGACGAGACAUGACUUGGCGCCACUGGAUAACAAGAUUAUAUAAAUCAACUAACUAAAAAAUUAACGUUGUACAAAUUAAAUGUAUUUACAAAAACAUACAAAAAUUAUUUAAAUAAAUAUUCCCGAGUUCAUAUUGUUCACAGUGCAGUAAUAUAGAUAAACCUGAAUAUGAAUGUGCUGUUUAUAAUAAAAUUAACGUAGACAAGUUGUUUGAAAAAAGUUAAUGUUUUAUCCACUGGGUGAUAUGCUAAAAUUAUUUCACGCAUUUCAUCGCUUGGUGUUCAGUUCGUGAUCAAAACUAUUUUUACAUACUCAACAAUUCAAACAAAUUAAGCUCUUAAAUAAAUGUAUAUUGAUCAACACACGUGGGUGUGAAAAAAUUGUUUUAUAUACAGUUGUGUACCAAGAUAUUUCCAAUGGGAGAAAAUGUAACAAAUAAUAAUCGUAAAAUUCAUAAUUAAUGGUAAUCUAAAAUUCGAAUCCUAAAAAAAACGAAUUUCAAUAAAUCAAUAAAUCGAGCUUUUUUCCGUUACAUGACUAAAUAAUAUGCAUUUCGAUAUUAAAUUACUUAUAUAUUUUUUUAUUUGUAAUCCAUUGGGAGAGAUAUAACCCCUAAUUUGUCCCUCUGCGUAUGCAAUUGUUUACAUAUAUGGUAAAAUAAGUACAUAUUCAAGGCUUCUACUGAAAUACUCAAUAUAAAUAUGUUUUGUUAUGUUCAGUGUUUUCUUAUAAAUAUCAUUCAUUUUGACGUUUAACUACAGUCGUAUAUAAUAUAAUUAUAUCCUUAAAUUUUGAAUAAUAAUUUGUAUACUAUAGAUCAUAGUAUUGUAACAAUAGCUGAUAUUUAACAUGCGUGAACGAUAAUGUUGGCCGUUAUUAUAGAACGCAAAUUAUGGGAAAAAAACCGGUGGUUGGAAUUCCACUACUACCCCGGCCCCAGCCUCAGCUUGGUCAAGGCAGUCGUCUAUGAGCAGAAAGCAGUCGGCAGCCGACGCUAGCGAAUUAGCUUCAGCCACUUCUGGACUUAACAUAGCCAAGUCGUCUACCACUAGAGUAAUAAGGAUCAUUAAUAAUUUCGACCACACGGUACAGGUCAGUGCUGCAUUGACAUUUUACUUAAAAUUUAAUUAGUUUUUACGAUAUAUUAGUGAAAUUAAAGUGCAAAAUUUGUUCAUUGGUUUAGAAUAAUUUCAGAAGAAAAAACACUUAUAUAAAUUUAUAUAUAUUUAAAGUAAUAGGUAAUAGAAUAUUCGAAAAAUAACUAUUUGUUUAUGGAGUUUCUAUACAUCAUUUUUAAUAACGAUCCCCCAACUCCCUAAAUAAAAAAAACACAUCUGUAAAACUAAUUAUUAGCACUUAUACUACAAAGUAGUAACAAAGUAUUCAAAUCAAAAUUAAAUAAACAUUAAUAUACAUAAAAUGAUUGAAAAAAUAGGUUACAAUUUUUUUUUAAUGAAAAAUUGAGAAUACUCAAAACAAUAAGUAAACAUACAAUAACCUUAAAAUACAAUAUUUUAUUUUUUCAUUUUUGAGUCCUAAUAAAGUCAUUAGGUACUUACACUUAUUGAUCAAAUUUGUCAAGGUUCGGUAUGAUAUUUGUAUUUAAAGUAAGUAUCAAACGUUCAAGUUUGACAAAAUUAAAAAUACGACCUUGGAAAAUAAUUUUGAUAGUAAAUAAUAUAAUCAGUUCACUCGGCACCGUUAUUGAACUGUUUCUCUGUUUUAAUAGUAAACGGUCACCGUAUACUAUUAUUAUUAUGAUAUAACCUCUAUACACGCAUGUACCUGUUUUGCAUAAGUCGAACGCCUGCCAGAAUAUUGUGUGUUAAGUAAGAUCCAACAAUAAUAAUAAUAUAUUCAUAUCGCAAUAAUGUGUUAUGGGGAAAAAUAAUUUACGAAACACACAAUACUUUGUAUUAUUAUAUAUAAUAUCUAUGUCCUAUUAUUUCUACGGUCAUACAACAAUAGAGCAAAAGCAAAAAAUCGAAUACAAAUACGAGCAAAAAUAUAUAAUAAAUAAUAUACAUAAUUAUAGAAAUUAAUUAAUAACCGUACUUUUAAAAUUCUUGUAAUGAAAAAUUGUGUGGAUCAAAUGUGUGAUCUAUAGAAGUGAACAAAAAAUAAUUGGAUCAACAGAAGAUGACGGACUCACUUUAUUAUAACAAACGUUUCUCUUGCUGUGACUGAAUAAACUGCAUGGUUAAAAACGUUAAAGCGUUAAACAUGCGUGGUAUUGGAACACCGCCGAACGACUAAACCCAAAUCGUAAUCGCGAACUUUAACGAAUUCUCAUAGCCUUACUUAGGAAGUCUAGGGCCCGCGCUAAUUUUUUUAUGGGACCCUUAAAUUAAGUUAUAAAUUCAGUUUUUUCUCUUAUCUAGUUCCGUAACUAAAUAAUCAAUUAUAAUAUAAAAAGUUUCAACCUCUAAUUUUUAGAUUCUGAACGGAGAGAGGAAUAUAUUGGUUUGACUAUGAUGUUUAUUUUCGUUUACCUGUAGACAACAUUUCUAUCAGCAGCUUUUCUCCAAUUUUCAGAUAUAGAACUUUUUCUUAAAUGAAAUCUGACUAGGGUAAUACUUUAAGGUGGUUAUUUUUUAUUUUUUCCAGGAGUUUUUCCAAUAAAUGGAAAAACAUGGUAAAAACAGGGAAAAUACGGGAAAAUAGAAAUAAUAUCAAACAAAUAUUAUUAAAGAAAAUAUAUAAUGUAUAUGUAAUUACUCUAUCAUAAUGUGAUAUAUACAUAUAUUAUAUUUUUGACAAAUUAACACUAUUAAUUGAACUUCGUUCAGAAUUGUUUUUCGUUAGCAAUAGUUAAUCGUUGCAUAAAGAAACAUUAAAUAUCCCUUCUAUCUUCCCAACUUCUUACCUACAAUAGUGGCACAUCUAUAUGGCGAAGUAUGUCCGACUUUCAAACUUUACAAAUAUUUGAACAUUUACAAAAUUUACGAUUUCCUAACUUAAUUUUAAUAAAUAAUUUUAUCGAAUUUUAUCACUGAUUAAAUAAGAAUUUAGAAUUCUGUUACAAGUGGUACUUUUAGUAAAUAUUUUGUAUUUUCACAAACUUAAACAAAAAAUAAUUUUAAAACCAAGUUAAUAUAUAUGGGGGCUUCUUAUUAUGUCAGAACCCGAGGUCACAGCUCCCCUAACCAUCUCUAUAUAGGGCUCUGCAAAUCCUAAAAAAUAUAUUAUUUUGUAGUUUCAUAAAGUAGUAAAUGUAUUACACUAUCCGUUCGUAAUCUCGAACUCAUCAAUUUCUAAAAUAUUUCACUGUAAUUUUCCAUAGGAUAAUCUAAUAUAUAUUACACUCGUGUAAAAUAUUUAGAAGACGAAAGUUGAAAAAUAAUUCAUGAAAUGCUUGUAGGAAAUAUAAAAUGAUUUCGCUCUAUAUGAUUUCAUUUGUAUUUAUAUUCGCUCAUUUUGUUUUCGUUCUUUUGCUUUCGCUCUAUUUUUAGGAUAUCUAUAUCUACAGAGUGAUCUGCCUAUCAUUAACCAGCGAUUUUCUCAAAAGGAUUUUUAAGGACCUGUUUGUUUAUUUUUUCAAUUAUUAUGGAAAUAUUUAUUCUUUAUUUUAACGCUAUUUGAAAUUGUUAAACCUAACCCCUCCCCCCACUUCUUUUACCUUAAAUUAAUAGGUGUAUACUAUGAGUUUUCAAAUAAGAACCGUCUUUCCCUUUGAACACCGACUUAUUAAUAUAUUUUUAUGCACAACACUUACGCUCUAUGAGAAAUUCGCUGGUCCAUGCUAAAUGGAUCGCCCAUGUCUUCUUAGAUGUGUUUAUACAUUAAGGACGAAAAAACAAUCAUUAAUUUAUUAAUUAAUAUUAAACAAUUAAUUUAUCAUUGAAAUAAUCUAUUCGAAAAUUGACGAUGAUAUACUAUCCUGCAGUGUCGUGUAUUACUAAAUCUGAGGACCACCCAACCGUUCGAGGAGGUCGUCGAGGAUUUAGGGCAUGUGCUCAAAAUGAACAAUGCAAAGCGCAUGUUAACAGUGUCUAAUCAAGAAGUAAUUAUAAUAAACGUUAAUAAUAAUAACAUAAUCGUUUACUUAUAAUAUACCGAUAUCAUGUUAUACGUAAACUAUACAUAUGUAUGUAUUCGUAUUUUUUAUGUUCAGGUCCGUAGCUUUUCUCAACUAAGAAAUGAAUUUUCCGACGUGGAUACGUUUUAUAUCACGUCCGAAUCACGUUUACUCUCGCCACCAUUUAGACGGUCAAGAUCCAGGGGCGCACUAGCCGUCGAGCCGAUUUUAAACACAGUUCCUGUGAAGAACGAGAAACAAAGGAGGACGAGGAGUAAAAGCCGGCCUCGUGCACUAUACGUAGCCGAUACAGAUAUCGUCAAAGUACCGCCAGGUAUGUAUGGAACGAAUAAUAUAAAAAAAAAAAAUUGAAAAGCAUAAGAUUUUAACUUCAAAUAAUAAUAAAUUCGAACUCGAUAGAUUAUACGGUUUUAGAUGUUAUGAAAGAAGAACCGAUUCGUGUACAAAUAAGAGGAGCGAGAAAAACAUUUUACCCGCCGUUAGUUCAUCCACCGGCAGACGACUCACCGCCGGACAAAAGAUUGACGUUAAAUUGGGUGUAUCCUUUUCCAUAAAUAUUUUAAAAUCUAAUAAUAAUAAUAAUAUAUAAUGCGUAUAAAAUACAGUGUUUGGAAAAUUCCUUUUUUUUUCUUUUUUUAAAUUUUACACUAGAAUAUUUCUUUGAAUUAACAAAGAAAAACAGCUACAUAUUAUUAAUAGGUUACCAAAUUUAUCAGAAUGGUGGCUAUAGCUAAACUCUAUACAUUGAUUUUGUUCUUUGAUUCAUUGGUGUCACAGCCAAUGAAUGAAGAAACUUUUCUUUUUUUUUCUUUUGAAUUCAACCAUUAAUGGGAUACUAAUUUUCUAUUAGCCAUUCCUUAAAAAUAAAAUAAAUGUAUCUUUAAGAAUGCAUUAUUUCCAAACACAUUGACCAAAUACGUAAAAUAUAAUAUUAUUUAUAAGUUUUCCUUUACUCGAGAUGUAUUGAAUAUAAUGUAUAGUUAUGGGUACCGAGGGACUGAUACGAGACGAAACCUGUGGGUAUUGCCUACUGGCGAACUCCUAUACUACGUAGCAGCCGUAGCUGUGCUUUACGAUAGAGACGAAGAUUCGCAAAGACAUUAUAUCGGACACACCGAAGACAUCCAAUGGUAGGUUUUCUGAAAAAGUCGUUUACAGCGUUUUGCAGCGUACAGUUAUUUAGAUGUUAUUAAAUGCAAUUAAUCUCUGUUUAUCAUAAUAUACAGUAUGGAUAUACAUCCCUCCAAAGAAAUGGUAGCAUCGGCACAAAAAGCCGGCAGAACGCGUAAAACACAGGCUCAUAUACGAAUUUGGAGUCCCGAAACUUUGUACACGUUGUACGUAGUCGGUAAUGGAGAAUUUGAAGAAGGAGUCAGCGCUCUAGCGUUUUCUCAGCUCGUAUGUUAUAGGGUUUUUUUCACAUUUUUUAUGUACACAAAUAAAUUACUAUAGAUAUAAGUAUCUUAAAAAUAUAUCAUUUCGUAGACCGGCGGAAAUUAUUUGUUAGCUGUCGAUUGCGGAAGGGAAAAAAUGUUAUCCGUGUGGCAGUGGCAAUGGGGUCAUUUAUUAGGAAAAGUAGCUGUAAGUGCUUACUACAAUAUGUAUUUAUAAUUUUGACUAAAAGCGAACACUUGUAAUUUCUAUUUUACUCGCACAGACAAUGCAAACUGAAGAUAUAUUAGGUGCAGCUUUUCAUCCGUUGGACGACAAUUUAAUGAUCACUUACGGAAAAGGUCACCUGACAUUUUGGACUAGACGAAAAGAUGGAUUUUUCGAAAAAAUCGACAUCAUAAAAGCAGUAAUAAAAAAAAAAUUAAAUUUCAAUAUUGAUGUGAUUUUCUCUCUUUGAUUUAUACGAUUUGUAUAUGGUUAGCCUUCGAGGACGAUUGUCACUAGCUUACAGUUCGAACAAGAAGGUGACGUAAUAACGGCUGACGGUGACGGAUUCAUUACGAUCUAUUCAGUGGACAGCGACGGCGCAUAUUACGUCAGGAUGGAGUUCGAGGUUAAUAACAAUAACAUAAUAUAAACGAAUCGUUUUUGUUUCUUGAGCACGAUGCUACCCUACUUUCGUUAUCGUUCUAGGCACACAACAAAGGCAUAAAUGCUUUAAUCAUGCUACCGGAAGGCACUCUAUUAUCCGGUGGCGACAAAGACCGUAAAAUUAUAGCUUGGGACUCGCUACAAAAUUACAACAAAAUUACUGAAACAAAAGUACAACAUUUAUAGCUCUAAAUAAUAACAUUACAUAUUAUUUAAUUAUUUUCAUUUAAUAUCGCGCUCGGUUUGGCAGUUAACAGAAGUUUACGGCGGUGUGCGAAGCCUAUAUCCUCAACGGCCCGGUAGGAACGAUGGCAACAUAUACGUGGGCACUAUCAAAAAUAAUAUUCUAGAAGGAUCGAUGCAGAGGAGAUUCAAUAGAGUAUGGCGAGCAGUGUUCAAAUAGAUUUGAGAAACUUGUAUGUUGACAUAUUUCGUACAACUUUUUUUACAGAUAGUAUUUGGGCACAGUAAGCAGUUAUGGGGUUUAGCAGUUCAUCCGGACGACGAACUUUUCGCUACUGCCGGUUACGACAAAAAUAUAUGUCUUUGGAAAAGACACGCAUUAUUAUGGAACACCCAAGUAAGUAUACGAGGUGUGGCUAAUAAAUAACGAGACUGAUAUUACUACAACGAUCUGUGCAUCCGCCAAAGGUAGACCAACAGAUGUGCAUCGUUAAUCGUCCUCUCUCGAUUUUCGUACCUUCUAUUUUUGUAGUUAUAUUAUUCGGGCCGGAAAAAUGACAGGUGUUUUAAUAGAGAAACGAAUUAUCGUCAAAUUUUAUUUGAAACUUGGAAAAACUGCUACUGAAAUUUAUCGUUUGUUUAAAAUAACUAUACAACAAUCAAUGGUCAUCACGUGCUCGAGUUGUUAAAUGAUCCAAGAUGACCGAGAAGACGUGGAAGAUAAUGCACGUCCGGGAGAUAAAAAAAGGGUGUAUAUUAAAAGGAAAUAUAACUACUUAAAUAUGUAUACUAUUAAAAUAAAAAGUUGUACAGCAUCAGUCUCGUUGUUUAAUAGUUGACGCCUCAACUGACAAAGGAAAAAAAAAGAUUAUCAAUUAUUAAUUUAUUAUAUUAAGAGCAGCAUACGUAUUUAACAAAAAAUAUUAAUUUGUUAUACAAACAUAUAUACUCGUGUAUAUACAUAAAUAGCUCCAACAAUCUGUACAACCUUAUGCACGAGGUUAGUUAAACUAUUUGAAAUUACAAUUAAUUAAUAAACUAACACAAGUUUUAGAAUAAGUUAUUCGAGGCUAAGUGAUUCGUUUAAAUUAUUUAUUUUAAAAGAACUUUAACAUACCUAAUCUAGUGAAAAAAAAUGUAUAUCAUUAAACAUGUAUCUACCGUAACUGCAACAAUAAUAUCUGAUAAAUUGUCUACAAAUAUAUGAAGAGUACAAAAUAAAAUGUAAUCCAUUUUUGAAAAUUAUUCAUCUAAUCAAAACUUCCCUACACAGCUGCGUGGGCUAUAUGAUUUUUUGACCAGUACAUCCCAUAAUAUCCAAUUGAAACCUUUUUUUCACCUGAUUUCCAUCAGAUGUUCCUUCAACAUUCGAUGAUAUAGUCUCGAAACAUUAUCAAAUGUUACCAUCAUCUCGAAAUUGUAAAAAAUGGACUUCUAUACCAUUCUUUCCCCAUGCCCUUCGUAUAUUUAUAAUCUUAUAAUAUUCUACAAGAUUAUCUCGCCGUUCAAUUUUUUUGAAUUAUAUUGAAAUGAUUAUAUUAAAUUAUAUUAUUUUGAAUUUCCACUUAUUUUAUAGCUGAAUUACUCAGUAUUUCUCGAACUUAAUCAAGAGAAAUCCAUAAAAGAAGUAAAAUUGAACGUGUCUCCUUUGUUCCCUUAUUAGUUAUCACACUAUGAUACUAUAAUCAUACUAUAUUAAUAGAUGAACCGUUUUUUCCCGAUAAUUUAUCUUUCAAAAAGAGUACUUCAUUAUAUAUGUUAUUAUUAUAUAUGUCAUUAUAUAUGACAGUAAAAUAAAAUAAUAACUGUUUUUCUCACACGCGUCACUAAAAUAUACUAUAAACUAAUAAAAAAAAAAAAAAAUGUAAUUUUCGUUUCAAAAAUACAUACAGACAGAUAUAAUUUUACUUUUAAACGCGAGAUAUUUUUGUUUAAAUGAUUAUAACAUAUGUCUAAUAUUAUUAUAGAUUACAUACGAAUGCGUAUCACUCACAUUUCAUCCGUUUGGCACUGCUCUCGUGGCCGGUUCCGUCGAAGGAUAUUUGAUUAUUUUGAACGCUGAAAACGGAUCUGUGGCAUCCAGCGUUAGAGUGUGCGGCUCUGCAUUGACGUGCAUGGGUUUCAAUCCGGGUAAUGCAUAUAAUUAUUGUACGUCAUAAUAAUAAAAUAACUUGUUAUACCAGAAUUUUAAAAUGUACGGUAAUUAUAAUAAUAUUAUCAUAUGAAUAUAUUAUUAGAUUAUUGCUGUUAUAACCUAUAAUCAUCUUUAUAGUAAAUUCUAAUAAUAUAAACGGAUAAUUAUUUCAGCCGGUGACACGAUAGCCAUUGGUUCUCAGAACGGCAGUGUUUAUCUCUACAGAGUGAGCAGAGACGGUUUUCAAUUCAAAAAGUCGAAUAAAAUAAGAGGCGUACAACCUUUGGUGCAUUUGGAUUGGAGUAACGACGGAAAUUAUCUCCAAACAGUCACUGCUGAAUAUGACCUUGUUUACUGUACGUAUCAUACUAUACGACAAUGACCGUAUUAUAUGUACCUUGAUAAAAACGUGUUUAAAAUUUUCAACUUUUUUAGUUUUUGAUUCUGGAUUUUUAGUUUUUAAUAUGGGUUAUAUUUUUUUGGUCUUUCGAAAAUUCUCGAAAACCAGGUCUCUACGAUUAUGUUUGAAUGAAUUGAAAUGAAAAAAAUCUAAUCGAUGCUAACUUAAUUCAGUAUUAUGUUAAUAUUCCCGUUUGUCCCAGGUUUUUAACAACGAUUAAGAAAACUACUGGAAAUAUUAAAAAUUACUUCGCAGUUUAUCAAUCAGACAUAAUUUGGUAUCUCAAAGACUAUUCUUUUUGUUGGUGAUCGGAAUAAGAUAACUGGUAAAAUAUUUUAUAGCAGAUGCCAGAAAAAAAGACCAAUAAAUUCUCCGUGUUGAAACACGAACAAUAUUGUAAUUUAUUUUUUGUUAAAAAUAAAAAAAUCAAUCCCGAUCAAAUUAAUUUUUCGUAUUACAGUAUAUAACUAAAUUAGUCACCUUCUAUAAUAUCCAACCUUUCCGACUUCCCACCUACAACAAUAUCUUAUAUCUUUUUAGAAUAGCAGCCGUGAAAUGUUUAAUAUUAAUUACAAUAUUAUUGUAAAUCGUUUAUGAAAUUACUGUUUUAGGGGACGUCAAAGGAUUGAUUCAAGAAAAAAGCGCGUCCGCGAUGAAGGACGUCAAGUGGUAUACAUACAACGCGUCUAUAGGAUAUUUAAUUUCGGGUAAAUAUAAAUAUGCUGUACUACGUAUUUAAGCUUUCCAGUGAUUUAUUUUUUUUUCAAUUACAACAAUAAUACAAUACAUCGAAUAUAUAAAAAAUAAUGUUUUAGAUAAGUUGUACAUACAUGACUAAGUAGAUGACAACUAAAAAAUUAUGAUGAUAACUUGCCAUAACCCCACACGUUCGAUGCCCAGAGAGUGUAGUUCACCAUUUCCCAUUGGUCCAUGACAAUAUGGGUGCGUCAGUAAUUGUUUAUCACAAUAUAAUUUUGCCAAUAAACGUGAUAAUGAAAUUAAAAAAUGAAUAAAAUAUUUCUUUUUUCUUUUUAAUUAAUAUUUUAUUACUACAUAAUUUUACAGUUGUUAUUUACAGAAUUUCAUAUUUUUUAAAUUUUACAUUGAUAGUACUUAAUAAUAAAGUUGGAUCUAAAUGAUUGGAUCUUACUGAAAAUUGUAACACUUAAUGUGGUAUUUUUUUUAAAUAAACUAUAUGUUUAAGAAGGUUCGUUAAAUAUUUCAUAACUCCUGUUAUUUUUCAUAAAUGAUCUCUGUUAAGUUUUUAAAAUUCUACAUUUUUUUUUUUUUUUUUUUGAUUAUUUUAUACAAGGAAAUCCCGUAAUUAAAAUUAAUAAUAAUACUAUUAUUAUUUUAAAAAUCAUAUGUUAUGAUCAUGAACAAAAAUUAUAUUAGAUUGAUAGUUACAGUUAGGUUACAAUAUACUAUCAAUACAAAACUAUCAUGCAUUAGUGUAUUAUAAUUUAUAGGACUUGGUACUGUUAAUUUUUGUUUUGGCGGAAAAACGUUACAUCAUAUUAAGUGAAUUACAAGUGAACAUGGCGCGUUUGUAGUCAUCAUACCUAUCUACUUAGUCUUAUGUAUGUAUAUACAGGAUGAUUCUCUUAGCGUGCUCACCCCAUCUUUUUGAUUACACUUUGCAUAUAUUCAUAUUCUGAUAUUUGGAAUUUUUAAAUAUAGUUAAAGCCGAUAAUUUCGAAUACUUAGAUUUUCCACAACAUUUAAGUCCAGUGGCGAUACCGAAUUCGGUUUUUCAAAUGAGAACCUUUAUUGAAAUUGCAUAAACAGACGGGGUAUUACUUUAAAUUAAUGUUAGCAAUAGUUUAUCGUUGCUUACAGAUAUACAUUAAAUUUGCCCACUACUACCUUCCGAUUUUCUCACCUAUAACAGCGGCUGCCUCCGUUUUUGAAUAUCUAUCUGUUACAUUAAUAGAAUUGUAUACACGGAAAGCAUUGUUUUAGAUCAUCGCCAUGAAAAUGCAUUUUGAAUUGUAAUCACGAGCUUGUUGAAUUGGUAUAGUAAUUCUGUCGGACGAUAUUUAUUUUCAUUAUAGGUAUUUGGCAUAACAGAUUUUAUCCAACCUCGUCAAUGAUAAGCACUGCCAACAGAUCAGCCGCCCACGAUCUUUUUAUAACAGGAGACACGGAUGGAUAUCUUCGGCUGUUUAGGUAUGUAAACAAAUAACACAUUUUAAAUGCAAUGAUUCUGAAUUUUAAGCAAAACGCAUUUUGUCGGACUUGCUAUCAUUUUCCCGAACUUACAAUGAAAAAUAGUAUUUAAACACAUGCGUACCUAUUAUUUUAGAUAUCCGUGUAUUCUCACCAAAUCCGAGUACAACGAGGAAAAAGUUUAUAGCGGACAAGUUUCGAGUGCCAGAUUUUUGUACAACGACCGAAACGUGGUGACCGUCGGAGGAACAGAUGCUGCCCUAAUGUUAUGGGACGUAAUAGAAGAUUAAGAAGAAGUACGAAACGCUUUACAAAAUAUUUUCGUUUACAUUUUUUUCGACUCGAGCACAAUAUUCGAAUAAUACCUGUUCUUCGUCAAUUUUUUUCUUCCGGCCCAUUCGGUCGACGACGUGGUGAGAUUGAAAACGCGAAACAAAUAUGGACGGAUGGAUAAAACGAGUGAGAGCACGUCGGAACGUCUGUUUCAAAAACGAUACGUAUGCGAGGUGCGCGGAAAGAUGAAAAAUCACAAAACGUCAUGUCCGUCAAUCGGUUCGGGUUAUUUCGAUAACAAUAAGUACCUAUCCGUUUUAUAGCUAAGUUACCGUUUUUAUAGCAAACUUAUAUUGUCGAUCGCACAAAUUGUUCUACUAUUAUUUUAUACUUUGAAUUUUUAUCGAUACCCCCACUGCUUCGUUUUAUAUAAAAUAACAUUAUUUAUAUAUAUAUAUACAGUAACGCAGUUUGACAUUUUGUUCGACGAGCAAAAGAUAUUAUAUUUUUCGAGAUCUGUGAUUCUUAUAUUACUCAUAUUUUAUAGUGUCCUAAUAUAAUUAUAUAUUACCUACGGUUUAUGCUCCGAAACGGAGUUAUUAUUGUACUGUUAAAACGUAUAUUUUGAUAUGAUGUCGGAACCCCGAAAAUGAUAGUUUAUAUACCUACCUAAUAUAGUAAAAACACAUUUUCACUAAAUAUAUAUUAUACAUUUAUACAUACAAUAUGUUACAUAAAAUAAUUAUAUAUACCUAUAUAUCAUGUAUUACACUGCCUAGC